This is a messenger RNA of Daldinia caldariorum, 1691 nucleotides long. RefSeq names its product lactoylglutathione lyase. The record is from RefSeq and is a predicted model, not a curated record. The transcript is spliced from 5 exons. Lineage: Eukaryota; Fungi; Ascomycota; Sordariomycetes; Xylariales; Hypoxylaceae. Gene Ontology annotation, molecular function: lactoylglutathione lyase activity; metal ion binding. Bases 340 to 1488 code for a protein of 382 amino acids.
ACCUAGGUACCUAUUUACCUGUUAUAUACCUAGGCUAGGUAUACGAAGCUAUUCCAAAGUACAUUGAUACAUCCGUCCCUUGGCUAGCCUCGGUGGAAUCUGGGCUGGUUUAACGUGGGGCUAGAGUAGAGGGGCCUGGAGGGGUAGCUGCGAGCCUGUGACAAAACGUCAUUAUUUUGAAUGCUACCUCCUAGGCCGUUAUCCAUUAUCUCCAUUAUCGGUAGGUACUUCUAGAAGAUACCUAUAUUAUUGUCUAUCGCAGAGCUUGUACCUAAAGGACUUCAAGUAAAUCCAACAUCAUUUUUUUGUUCUCAAUACCACAACACCUCCCCCUACUACAUGUCUUGUCUUCGCUGCGUGUACAGGACAGCAAUACACUCUUAUACGAUACCAUCAUCUACGCAACUUGCGAGUAAAGGUUUUCUACAAUCUAUUCAACUACCUAGACCAUAUCACGUACCCAACCAAUUCAUUAAGACAAGUACAAGCGCUUGGCGAACAUUUGCGACAAUGGCGACGACUACAGAUACGAACAAUUACAAGUUCAACCACACGAUGAUUCGAGUGAAGGACCCUAGAGAAUCCAUCAAGUUCUACGAGUUCCUCGGCAUGAGCGUAGUCAAGCACCUGCAAUUCCCAGAGUCCAAGUUCGACCUGUACUUCCUGAGCCACGACGGGCCGGGGGCUCCGUCGCGGGGCAACAGCACGUUCGACCGGCAGGGGGUGAUCGAGCUGACGCACAACUACGGGACGGAGAACGACCCCAGCUACACGGUCAACAACGGCAACGUGGAGCCGUACCGCGGCUUCGGCCACGUCUGCUUCUCCGUCGACCGCAUCCAGGCCGCGUGCAAGCGCCUCGAGGACGCCGGCUACAAGUUCCAGAAGAAGCUCGCGGACGGCCGCAUGAAGAACAUCGCGUUCGCGCUUGAUCCCGACGGGUACUGGGUCGAGAUUAUUAGUCGGAAGAGGGGGUCCAAGGGCGCUGAGGAUCCGGAGGAGCAGGGUGUUGAGACGGAUGUUAAUACGUAUCGCAUGAACCACACGAUGAUCCGGGUCAAAGACGCCGAGAAGUCGCUCAAGUUCUACCAGGAAGUACUGGGGAUGAAGCUGUUCCGCACGGUCGAGCAGCCGGCCGCCAAGUUCAACCUGUACUUCCUCGGCUACCCGGGCCCAGAGGGCGUUCCGGAGGACGGGUUCACGGCCGAUCACGAAGGGUUGCUGGAGCUCACGUGGAACUACGGGACGGAGAAGGACGAGAACUUCAAGUAUCAUGACGGGAACUCGGAGCCGCAGGGCUUUGGACAUAUCUGUGUCUCGGUCGAUCACCUAGAGGCGGCUUGCUCGCGGUUCGAGGACCUCAAGGUCAGCUGGAAGAAGAGGCUCACUGAAGGACGCAUGAAGAAUGUUGCUUUCUUGCUUGAUCCGGAUGGAUACUGGGUCGAGAUCGUGCAAAAUGAGCGCUUCUCUGGAAAGGAAAACUUCUAAGUCACGUCGCUGUGAGCUGUAAAUAGAUGGCAAUGUUUUCAAUGUUGCCCGUAUAGGUUAGGUAUGGUGUUGCGCGGCUAGUUGGGGUUGAAGGCCGCAGCUAAAUGGGGUGAAAAUGUGAUUCGAUUGCUUGAUGGCAAAAUACAUCAGGUACGAGGUUGUAAAUAUGAUACUCAUAUAUCCAAUAUAACCCGUAAAAUUUA